Molecule: messenger RNA, 13219 nt
Organism: Lymnaea stagnalis (great pond snail)
Lineage: Eukaryota; Metazoa; Mollusca; Gastropoda; Lymnaeidae
Source: the annotation of a GenBank genome assembly
CUUAUGUUAAGAAUUUCGUCCUAAGCAUUCGGGAUUUAAAACGGAGUAAAAUCGGACUGUGCGUUGAAAAAAAUCUUUUUUCAAUGUUCACCUACUUACUUUACAUGGAAAAAUAGUUUUGAACAAGAUAAAAAAACUAUGAUCGAUAUUUAAAUUUAAUUAUUAAUAUUAGUAGUGAGUUAACGAUAAAAGAUUAAGAAUAUAAAUAUAGUCAUAGUAGUAUAGAGAUGGUAUAAGUGAAAUCUUAACUUAACCAUAUAGCCUAUAUAUUAUAUAUAGAGAGAUUAAGUAAGCAAUUUCAUGCUCAUUGCUCAAUCAUACUUGUAGUAGUGAUUAAUACUCGAUGAUUAAUACAGUUUUAGCUGAAAAUCCAAGGCCAAGGCUAAUUUUGGGUUAGCGGUAAACCGCAACCGGUCAAGUGUUCCUACUGCAAAUAGGUCAUGGAGAUUUCCCCAGGUCAACUUCCAUCUGUAUCUUAAUGCCCUUCCCCAGAAGAUUUUUUUUCUUAUUUUUGAAUUCAAAGUAGGGAAAGGGGUUAUGAUAAAAUUGUAAUUAUCCAUUGUCAGAUUUAUUUUAUGAUCAAGUAAGUAAUGCUCAGUGAUGAACAGGAAAGUAUUUAGACACAUCAUUUAGGUCCAACAGUUGGACUAUUCAUUUAAAGUCUAGCGUUGGGAUUCCCCAAAGUGAUGUCACUGGUCUUAGGGUGAGAUGACCAUACUGCUAAACCAAAAUUUACGCUGGUUGGCCACCUUCUGCUGUUUGGAAGAAGCCUUUUUUUUAAUAAAAAAAUAUUUAAUUUUUAGAAAUCUUUAAUAUUAAUGUGUAGUACAUUUAAAAUGUCAAUUUAAUAUAUACAACAUUUACAAUAUCAUCCAUGUGAUAAGUGACAUCACACCAUUUUUUUCCUAAUCUCCCCCCUCCCUGAAAUUCAUCUCAAAUUUAACUCAAAAUUUAAACACUCAUAAUACAUGUCACAAAUGUGUGACCUACUUAAGUAAAAAAAAAAGUUAUUAAUAUGAGUAUUUGGACAUUUUAUUGAUUAUUAGCUUUUAAUUAUCAAAUCUAUAUUUUAAACUAGUGCUUUAUUCUCAACAAAAUAAUUUUAAUCUUCCAUCCAAGAAUGUCUCUAUAAGUCAAUAACAUAACCCUUUUUUUUAGGUUAAGUCAGCUAUUAGACAAUAAUUUCUUUUUUCAUUAGCUUCUGACAAGAUAAUAAUUGUUUUUGGCUAAGUUAAUCUUAAAAUUUCUCAUUUGAAAAAUAACAGCAUAACAUCAUACCUUAAUCAUUCUGAGGAACUCAUUAAUAAAUUUCCAAAGGGCCGAAAAAAAAUAUAUUUAUGGCCGAUAAAAUUUCGGAACCAUUUGGAGCACAGACUCCAGGUGUACAUGAAUGGAGACAGUCUCUUAGAUCUCCAAGUCCUGCUGGGUACCCAAGGUCUAGUCGCAGCAUGGAUGGAGUCUCAAAAAGCUUAAGGUCAAGGACACCAUCACCUAGACGAUCAAGAGACAGGUUCCCAAGACAGUCAAGGAGCCCAUCCCCAAAUGCAACCUCUAAAGGUAUUAAAAUAUUGCGUUAGUUUUAGCAUCAGUUAAACAUUAAUCGCAGGUUGAUUUUUUUGAAACAUUUUAAAAACUUUGCGUUAAUCCAGGUUGUUUUGUCUAUUAUGUUUGUGGAGUAUUUUCAGGAAAGAUUUGGUGAGGCAGGCCAAAUCCUUACUUGGGCUGUAGUGCCACCAGGAUAGAUGAAUAGAGUAUUGUUAACAAAAAAAUUAUCAGAAUAAACUAUUUUUAGCACAAUGGGAGAGUAUUUGUACAUGACCUACAAACUUGUCUAUUUAUAUUCAAUAUUUCUUUUCUUUCUAGAAAAAAGAAGCAAUUUCUGCCUUCAGAUUUUCCAAUGGAAUAUAAUUAAUAUCCUUACAUUUUUUCUCAAAUUUUUCAAUUAAAAAAAAAUAUUAUAAUGUAAAAUGGUUUAAUAAUUACUAAGCAUUGCAUGAUAGCAUUAGUAUUCUAGCUUAUUAUCAAUAACAUGAUUUUAUGAGUAUAUUAAUUUAUGAUUUACACUCAAGAAAGUUGGCAAGUAUCAAACAUGCAUUACGUGAAACAUUCAUCAUUAAACUAGUAGAUCUUAAUUAUUUAUUUAUUAAAUUUAAUUUGGCAUCUGCUGCUCAGUCAGCUCUGUUGGACAAGAAAAUCUAUUUGAAAUAUUCUAUCCACUCCUUUACAAAGGGUUUCAAAGCUCAACUACUUUAUAAAAAGGUGUUUGAAAUCAAAAUGGCUCUUUAGUAAAAGUUGUUGCAAAUUUCUCUGACUCCCGAUUAAGUGAUGAUAUAAUCUGAAAACAAGUUAGAACUCUGAUGUCUUCAAUAUCUGCAGCUUUUCUUGUCCUUGACUCAGAAAUUUAUUGGUGUAUACUGUCUGGCCCUGGUCUUAAGUUCUCACAACUGUCAACACAUGCCUAUGAUAUUAUUGUUUUGAACUACUUUAAACUGUCAACAGAUGUUUCAAAGAGGCAUUCCAUGAAACGAACAAAUAUCUUGAACGGACUGAGGAAAAGUACUGGCAGUAGCCUGACUGCCGACCUCAGUUUGAGCAGGUAAAGUACUAGCAGUCGCUGGACACCUGACCUUUUCUUAAGCAGAUCAGAAGAGUAAGGAGGUAGAAACUGGUGGCAAAAAUUAAUAACUUGGAUAUGAGAAUCAAGUUAUAACUUGUUUUCCCCAAAAUGGAGAUUUGAAUAAUUAAAAAAGAGCAAAACAUUUUUCAUUAAUAAGUUAUUGUCUAUGUUUAAUUAAUAAGUUAUUGUCUAUGUUAAAUUAUUAAGUUAUUGUCUAUGUUAAAUUAUUAAGUUAUUGUCUAUGUUAAAUUAAUAAGUUAUUGUCUAUGUUUAAUUAAUAAGUUAUUGUCUGUUUAAUUAAUAAGUUAUUGUCUAUGUUUAGUUAAUAAGUUAUUGUCUAUGUUUAAUCAAUAAGUUAUGGCUGUAAGAGUAGACACCUUAGGUCAGAAUAAGCAAUAAAAUAUUAGUGGGUCACACAGGAGAAACAUAAAAAUAAUGGGGUCAUGAAAGAAAUCAGUUCGGGGAUCACUGCUCUAGUUACUGAUAAAGAAAUCCUCAAUCUGGAGACAAUUCCACAUUUCAUUUCAAGAAUAUGGGGUGAGUUGACCUAUGUCCAGGAGUGUCACUGCAGGUCUAUGAAACUGAUAUUUGAAAACUCAAAUUGUUUUCUUAUGCUUUCUGUGUAGCUGGACUUGACCACAUACAGAUGACUUGAACACAUAUAUGUAAAUGACUUAACGACACACAGAAUGACUUAAGCACAUACAUGUAGAAUGACUUAACCUUAUACAGUUAGAUUGACUUGACCACAUACUGUUUUGGAUGACUUGACCACAAACAUGUUAAAUGACUUGACCAUAUACAGUUUAAAUUACUUGACCCCAAAAUAAUUAGUAUGAAAAUAGACGGCCCAAUAAUUAGUAUGAAAGUAGAUGGCCCAAUAAUUAGUAUAAAAAUAGACGGCCCAAUAUAUCUUACAUUAGACUAAUCUGAUUUAUGAUUACAGUAAGCUGAACAAGUCAGUGGAUCAGUUGGCAAAUAUCGAAGCUGAGUACAUCAAGAAUCUGCAGCAGCAAAUCUAUUUCCUGGAACUGGAAGCUAAUUACCUGUAUCCUUUUAGCACACCUGUCUAGUUCACUACAUGUGUCCUUUAGCAAACCUGUCUAGUUCUUUACCUGUAUCGUCUAGUACACCUGUCCCUAGCACACCUGUCUUAGCACACCUGUCUUUAGCACAUAUGUCUUUAGCACACCUGUCUUUAGCACACCUGUCUUUAGCACACCUGUCUUUAGCACACCUGUCUAGUUUAACCUGUAGCCUAAGCUCAAUAGUUAUUUAUUUCAAGCAUGAUUUUCUUAACUCAGCUGUAGUCGAGAGCAGGCAAGAAAAGCAACAGAAAUGCACCCACAGAUGACGCAGGAGGCAGAGAAAAUGCUGGCAAAACUCAGGGUAAGCUUUUCAGUUGAUUCUAUAUUCCAAUGGUUAUGUGGAUAGUCUGAAUGUUCAUUUGAUUCUAUAUUCCAAUGGUUAUGUGGAUAGGCUGAAUCUUCAGUUGAUUCUAUAUUCCAAUGGUGAUGUGGAUAGUCUGAAUGUUCAGUUGAUUCUAUUUUUCAAUGGUUAUGGGUAGGCUGAAUGUUGAAAUAGAGGAAACUCACAUCAUGCCUCACCAUGUCAAUCAACUUAAAAUAAUUCAUUGAAAUACAUCAAUUGUUUGGGUUUUUUUAAAGUUGAGAUUUUGCCUUAAACUCAGGGGAUUGCAUGAAAAGUUCAUUAUUUAUUUAAUAGAGAGGUGUAGAUAUAUAUAUAUAUAUAUAUAUAUAUAUAUAUAUAUAAAUAUAUAUAUGUUUUAAAAAAUAUGAACCUUUGUGUGACAGGAGAUGCAGAAUGAGAUAGAUAACUUAAACAUAGAGCUACAGAGGAAAGAUUCCCGCAUAGGCAUCCAUACCACAGAGAAAAUCGCUCUUCCUAUAUAAAAAUUUAUUAUUUAUUUAAUAGAGAGAUGUAUAUAUAUAUAUAUAUAUAUAUAUAUAUAUAUAUAUAUAAAUAUAUAUAUGUUUUAAAAAAUAUGAACCUUUGUGUGACAGGAGAUGCAGAAUGAGAUAGAUAACUUAAACAUGGAGCUACAGAGGAAAGAUUCCAGCUUAGGCAUCCAUACCUCAGAGAAAGAAAAACUACAGGAGAUACUUCAGAUAGAGAAAGGUAAGAUAACAGUGACAAGUUGCUUCAGGUACAUAAUAGUAAGGUUACCUGAUGCACUUGAGGUAGAGAAAAGUAAGAUUACCUGAUGGACUUCUGAUAGAGAAAAGUAAGAUUACCUGAGCCAGAUUGGUUUAAAAAAGGUAAGAUUACCUGAGCUAUUUCCAAUAGAGAAGGGUAAGGUUACAGGAGCUAGGGAUACAGUGUUUCAAGUGGUACACUGAGAUGUUUUACAAAGCUAAACAACUUACCAAACAUUCUUACGGUGGUACAUGACUUAUUAUGUAAGUCAGUGGUUGGCAACCUAAGGUAUGUGUCAUGGCAAGCAUAGUCAUUUUCAUUGGCAAUUUUCACUGGCAAUUUUCACUGGCCAUUUUCAUAGGCCGUUUUCAUUGGCCGUCUUUAUUGGCCGUUUUCAUUGGCUGUUUUCAUUGGCAUGCAGGAGACAAAAAAAAAGUAUUAUAAAUGACUAAAAAACAUCUUAAGUCUUAAACGGCAGACUUUUAAGUUCUUUGCACACUAUAGUCUUGUUUUGACAAACGUUGGCUGACCCCUGGAUAUGUGGUACAAAAUAACAAAUGUGUGAGAACACCUGCCCUGCAUCUUUAGUGAGAUAUUCUUUUGUCAGUAUUGCAACUGGGGUUUGUCUUCUGGCAGGGUUGAGGCCAAUAAUGAUUGUACAUGAUCUUAUUUCUGUGCAGAAAGCCGACAGAGAGAGAAACGACUGCUGACAGAUGAGUUGGUUACCAUGAAGCAAGACAAGGACAGGUUACAGCGAGAGCUUGCCCGCAAGGAUGAACUUCUGCUGGAAGCAAGAACUGAACUGGACAACAAUGCCAUGAUUUUUAAAAAUUAUGAAACCAAAAUAGCCACACUUAAAGCUCAGGUAGGUCAAUUUUACAAUUAAAACUCAAAUCUCAGGUAGGUCAGAUCAUUUGACACAAUGACCACUUGACCCUAUGACCAUUUGACACAAUGACCGCUUGACACAACAAACACUUGACCAGAUGAUCAAUUGACACAAUCACUGCUUGACCCUAUGACCAUUUGGCACAAUGACCACUUGACCAGAUGAUCAUUUGACACAAUGACCAUUUGACUCUUUUACCAUUUGACCGACAAUAAUAUCUGCAGAAGCAGUACUGAGCAUGAACCACUUUUUUUUAUCAGAUGAUCAUUUGUCAUAAUGGCCACUUGUCCCUAUGACCCAAUGACCAUUUGACACAAUGACCACUUGACCAGAUGAUCAAUUGACUCAAUGACUGCUUGACCCUAUGACCAUUAGACACAAUGACCACUUGACCUAUGAUGAGUUGAAGCAUUGACCACUUAAAAAAUGACCAGUUAAAAAAAUUGAUCAGUUGACGUCAUGACCACUUCAUCCACAGCUGGAACAGAGGAUAGAGCAGCACAACCUCACCCAACUUGCAUUAGAAGAAAAACGGGCUGCGCUGCUGACCACUGAGACACAGCUUCGAGAAACUGAAGAGAGAUACUUUUCAAGCACUGUCACUAUUAAAGAUAAACUAACACAAGAUUUGAGGGUAGGUAAUUUAAGGUAAACUGACACAGGAUUUGAGGGUAGGUAAUUUAAGAUAAACUGACACAAGAUUUGAGAGUAGAUAAUUUAAGAUAAACUGACACAGGAUUUGAGAGUAGGAAAUUUAAGAUAAACUGACACAAGAUUUGAGAGUAGGAAAUUUAAAAUAGACUAACACAAGAUUUGAGGGUAGGAAAUUUAAGAUAGACUAACACAAGAUUUGAGGGUAGGUAAUUUAAGAUAAACUGACACAAGAUUUGAGAGUAGAUUAUUUAUGAUAAACUGACACAGGAUUUGAGAGUAGGAAAUUUAAGAUAAACUGACACAAGAUUUGAGAGUAGGAAAUUUAAAAUAGACUAACACAAGAUUUGAGGGUAGGUAAUUUAAGAUAAACUAACACAAGAUUUAUGGGUAAGGUAAUUUAAGAUAAACUGACACAGGAUUUGAGAGUAGGUAAUUUAAGAUAAACUAACACAAGAUUUAUGGGUAAGGUAAUUUAAGAUAAACUAACACAAGAUUUGAGAGUAGGAAAUUUAAGAUAAACUGACACAGGAUUUGAGAGUAGGAAAUUUAAGAUAAACUGACACAAGAUUUGAGAGUAGGAAAUUUAAAAUAGACUAACACAAGAUUUGAGGGUAGGUAAUUUAAGAUAAAUUAACACAAGAUUUAUGGGUAAGGUAAUUUAAGAUAAACUGACACAGGAUUGGAGAGUAGGUAAUUUAAGAUAAACUAACACAAGAUUUAUGGGUAAGGUAAUUUAAGAUAAAUUAACACAAGAUUUGAGAGUAGGAAAUUUAAGAUAAACUGACACAGGAUUUGAGAGUAGGAAAUUUAAGAUAAACUGACACAAGAUUUGAGGGUAGGUAAUUUAAAUUGCAAAAUUACUCUUAUGGGAAGUCGAGUGAAUGGAUAACUGUAACCUGGAAACUGUCUCAUCGCAGCCCUCCUCUAAUAAAUUGUUAUGUUCUGACAUUGUUAUGUUCUGUCAUUUUUAUGUUCUGUCAUUGUUAUGUUCUAUUAUUUUUAUGUUCUGUAAUUUUUUAUGUUCUGUCAUUGUUAUGUUCUGUCUCAUCCCAGCCCUCCUCUAAUAAAUUGUUAUGUUCUGUCAUUGUUAUGUUCUGUCAUUGUUCUGUUCUGCCUCUCCCAGGAUGAGAUAAGGAUGCUGCACCAAAAACUUAAGGAAGCAGAGCACAGUGUUGAAAAGGACCGGUUCCUGCGAGACAAGGUCUCAGAUGAGAUGACCAGCCUGGUCAAGGAAAACUCAUCCCUCAAUCAGAAAGUUAUGGAGCUGACCAGGCAGUUAGACAGGGUUAGUAAUUUAGUUAUGGAACUGAAUAGGCAGCUAGAGAGGGUUAGUAAUUUAGUUAUGGAACUGACCAGGCAGUUAGCGAGGGCUAGUAAUUUAGUUAUGGAACUGACCAGGCAGUUUGAGACAAUCUGGCAUCUUUUAUGACAUCAAUUACUCAUGACAUCAAUUUCUUAUGACAUCAGCUUCUCAUGACAUCAACUUCUCAUUACAUCGAUUUUCCUUGACAUCAGUUUCUCAUAACAUCAGUUUGUCAUGACAUCAGUUUGUCAUGACAUCAGUUUGUCAUGACUACUCCAAAUGUGUUGAAUUUCUCUACGGAGUGAAUAAAAUAAGUUUAAAAGUAAAACUGUCACAUUCCAUCUCAAGGAAAGAGAACUAAGAGAGUCAACAGACCAGCGUCACUUACAAAGCAUCGGAGAGAUGGUGACCUUGAAGGACAAAUUGCAUGAGAUCGACAGACUCAGAGAUGAACUGAGACAAGAGAAGGAGAGAUCGAGACAGUACCUUGAUCAGGUGGGCAAAAAGUACCUUGAUCAUGUGAGCAAAAAGUACCUUGAUCAUGUGGGUAGAAAUUACCUUAAUCAGCUGUGUAACAAGUAACUUGAUCAGCUGGGUAACAAGUAACUUGAUUAGUAUAACUGAAGUACAGUGAUUCCUCACCUAUUACUGGCUCACUUUUUGUGGUGUCACUCUAUCACAAAUUGUUGUACUUGUAUAAAUCUAAUCCUUCAUUUUUGCUACAUUCUACAGGAUUUUUGUAGUGUGUAUAAUAUUUUAAAUAUUUUACAUAUUUAUUAUUUUAAUUAUUUUUGUGGUAAAAUUAGCCUUUUCUAGCCUAAAAAUUGAAAAAAAUGUAAUAAAAUAUAUAAAAUAUUAAUUAAAACAUAUUAAAAGAAUAUUAAAUCGAAAUGCAAUAGGUUUUUAAAAAAAGGUCUCUUCUUCACAAAUUUUUGUCCAUCGUGGGGUUCCGAAACCUAACCCCUGCAAAAAAUGGGGGACCACUGUACUUUGUUAAGCGAAUGAAUAAAAUAUAAAAAGGUUAUCUAGAUUUUGUAAAGCCUUCAAUGGUCAAUAGGCUUCAUUUCUAUCUGUUUUGGGAAAACUGUGAUGGCUAAUUUGUUUUAUAUCCAAUGAGAAGUCAACUUAUAUCAUUCACUGUGAUGGCUAAUUUGUUUUAUAUCCAAUGAGAAGUCAACUUAUAUCAUCCAACUGUGAUGGCUAAUUUGUUUUAUAUCCAAUGAGAAGUCAACUUAUAUCAUCCAACUGUGAUGGCUAAUUUGUUUUAUAUCCAAUGAGAAGUCAACUUAUAUCAUCCAACUGUGAUAGCGAAUUUGUUUUAAAUCCAAUGUGAAGUCAACUUAUAUCAUCCAACUUUGUGGAAUGAUUCAAAUCCACUCAGCUGUUUUGUCUAGGUUGAGGUAACCCUUUAUGAAUUCAACCCUCUGCCUCUUGAUGUGGAUGUGCCAUCAUAGGGUCCCUCCUCAAAAAAGCUUUGAAAUUUAAAAGCUGUCAAUAACCCAGUUCUAAAAGCGUUAUUAUAAGUUUAUUUACUAACUAUAUAUAUCCCACCGAACAAUGGCGGCCACAACUUCCCAUCUACUCAAGUUACUUGACAAAACAUGCAUUCAGGUAACGCACUUUAUAAUAUUCCCAAUUUGUUUUAAUCCCAUCCUCCCCCCAGUACACUCCCUUCCCUGAACUAUAUUAAUAUACUAAUGUCUCACCCCCUUUUACACUGCACAUGAAUUACAUCAAAUUUUGCCAUCAAACAAAAGAAAAUUUUACACACCAAACACAUUUGGGGUAUUUUUAGGAAUUUUAUUUAGGAAUUUAUUUAUUGAAAUCAGCACCAUCUGGUGGUGUUAGUGAUAUUGUUACAUGGAGAAUUAUGUAUUUAUAUGAAUUGAUUCAUUAUCUGUUGUUUUUUUUUAAUCUCUAAAAGCUGACCAAUGAGCAGACAACUCACAAAAGGACAGACUUACAAGUAAACACAAUGAGAUCGAGACUGACAGAAAGUGAAGGGAUGCACAGCGUGAUUGACUCGGAAAAUACACAGCUAAGAAAGGACAAGAUUUUACUGGUUGAUCAUGUUGCAGAGCUACAGAAAAAGGUCAUCAUCCCAAAUAUUUUCAUAAUCUCAAAAAGUCUCAUCAUUAAUUUCUUUUUAUCAUCCCCAAUCUUCUCAUCAUCCCCAAUCUUCUCAUCAUCCCCAAUCUUCUCAUCAUCCCCAAGCUUCUCAUCAUGCACCAAACUUCUCAUCAUCCCCAAUCUUCUCAUCAUCCCCAAUCUUCUCAUCAUCCCCAAUCUUCUCAUCAUGCACCAAACUUCUCAUCAUCCCCAAUCUUCUAAUCAUCCUCAAUAUUCUCAUCAUCCCCAAUCUUCUCAUCAUGCACCAAACUUCUCAUCAUCCCCAACCUUCUCAUCAUCCCCAAUCUUCUCAUCAUCCCCAAUCUUCUCAUCAUCCCCAAUCUUCUCAUCAUCCCCAAUCUUCUCAUCAUCCCCAAUCUUCUCAUCGUCCCCAAUCUUCUCAUUGUCCCCAAUCUUCUCAUUAUCCCCAAUCUUCUCAUCAUCCCCAAUCUUCUCAUCAUCCCCAAUCUUCUCAUCAUCACAAAUCUAUCUUUUCAUGAUCCCAAAUAUUCUCAUAAAAUUAAAUGUUUAAAAUAUUUUUUUUUUUGCUAUGUAAAAUAUAAUAUUUAAAUUGUUCUUUAAAUGUCAUAAUAAAAUAGCCUUUGUUUAUUGCACAGCUGGAUGAUAAGGACAGAGAGAUCCUUACUCUGAGGUCCAGUGUAGAUGAUCUUGAGACUCGGUUCAGGAAUCUAGGGCUCCAAAAGAGCAUGGAGUUGGCACAGCAAAGCCAGCGGUGGGAGGAGUUCUCACGCCUGGCCGACAGCAUGAAGACGCUGUCCAAAACAAUGAUGACGCAGACAUCUCUAGGCUCUACCCAAUCACCUAGGUCAAGGCCACAACAAUAUUAACUCUAUCUAGAUUCUACCCAAACACCUAGGUCAAUGCCACAACAAUAUUAACUCUAUCUGUAUUAUUUACCAAAGAAAUAUUUUUUCACAUGUACAAACUCAUGAAUUGUUUUAACCAACUGGUCUCUUGAACUGCCAAAACACACAAAAAUGGAAAGUUGCUUAAGUAAGUCAUUAGAGCUUAAUUUAUAACAAUAAAUUUUGAGUUGUAAUAUUUUAAGAUUGACAAUCUUGUUAUUAUUUAUUUGUAUGCAUUACAGCAAGGAACACAUAAGAAGAAGACAACAAAAAAAAAGGGGGGGGGGGUAUAAAAAAAACAAAAAUACUUAAAAAUUGUUUUUUUCUUUAAUUUAAAUGUAUUUGCAAAAUAAAUCUGUUGAAAUUGAAAAUUACAAGCUACAAACUAACGGUGCUUCAAAAUUAUUGUUUUACUUUGAGUUUGUUCCAUGUAAUAAGUAUUUCUGUAUUUUAUUAAGCUAUUGCUUAGUUACAAUUAGUAAAUGUAAGCUAAAUUUUUAUUUAUAUCUAGAUGUACUUUUCAUAACUUAAUGUUCUUGUAUACCUAGGUUAUCAUUACUUUACAUUGUCCUAGUACUAGAAGUCCAAUGUCUUUUAAAUCAUAGGCAAUUAGAUUUUGUUAUAACUAUUUUAAUUUAUUAUGUACAUUUUUGGAUUAGAGAUUAAUCAGAGUAUAGUUAAGAUUAUUUGUAUGAUUUUUACAUCUGCAUAUUGAUAGUAUGAAGCCAAUAUAAUAGUGAAAAUAAAUGAACUAAAAUCUGGCAUCUAAUGAUUAUGCCCUUGCCAGGUAAUGAAAUUUAAUUUGGAGGAUAAUAGUUACUUUAUUCCAAUGAAAUGAAUAAAUAUUUAAUAUUUGAAUUCAUAUUUGGCAGGAAAUUAAUUAACUUCACAAGUUGUUCAGUAGAGCAGUGUAAACUUACAAAUUGCUUUUAAUAGUAGCAGUUAAAGUGGAACACUGACAUCAAAAUUACAUUUUAGAGCAUCAACAUGCAUAUAGGUAGUCAAACCCUUACACAUGAUGUAAGUGCCAUGGCUGUAUGUAGAAGCAAUGUCAUAGCUGUUUGUGCAUUAAAAUUAUUAUUGCAGGUCAAGUAUUGAAUUCCUCGAAGAAAUCUGUUUCAAAAAAAAUUAUUUUAACAUUUUUUUUUGCAGUCUAGAACUGAGCUGAAAAAUAUGUUCAAAUUAAAUCUGAACUUCUUUGACCUUUUAAUUCCAACAUUAUUUUCCAUUAUUUUGUAUUUUCUUUUGAUCAUGUCAAAACAAUUAGGUAUUAAGUUGUUGUUUUUUUUUACUGAUAAAUAUCUUGACCAUCAUUGACCAUCAUUGACCAUCAUUGACCAUCAUUGACCAUCAGUCUCAUUGAGAUGAUCACUAAAUGGUAGUUUUCUUUCCUGAUCAUAGGGAAUCAUGUUCUUCCAGACACACCUUCACCUCCUAGAGCUUUCUGAAGGAAGCAAUCAUUUAACCUGUCUAAACAAAACAAUGUUCAAUAAUUUAAGUUCUUUUCAAGUAAAGAGUCAACCAUUCAGCUUAAGUCUCAAGUUUAUUCAUUUAGGUUUCUAAUUGCUGUCUUUGUAUUUAGGUUUCUAAUUGCUGUCUUUGUAUUUAGGUUUCUAAUUGCUGUCUUUGUACUUAGGUUUAUAAUUGCUGUCUUUGUAUUUGGGAUUCUCAUUGCUGACUUUGUAUAAAGUAUGCUAAUAGCUUUCUGUGUGAUACUUAUCUUUUCAAAAUUACAACUCACACUCAAGAACUCAACAGUUAGUCAUACCGAACAAUUAGUCCAUGAAAGUCUUGCUAAGGUCUAAUUUUAAGGAACAACUAAAAACUCAAACAAGGAUUUUCAAGACUGAAACAAAUAUGUAGGAUGAAGGAAAAAAAAAAAACUCCAUUUAUUUGCAUGACUAAAAGUAUCUUAUCUUAUCUUAUUGAUAUGGAAAAUUAUUCAAUGAAACUAAAAUAUAUUUUAGGGUUCUGCCAUUUUUCAAACAUGAGACAGACAGCAUUUGUAUUUUUUAAAAUGCAAUUUACAAUAUUCAGAUCCCCUUUCUUCACUCUUUUGUUUUUUACAAAUCAUGUAAUGGUUCCAUAAAGUUUUAGAAUUAUCACAUUGAAAUUUAGAAUAACAAAUUGAAAAAGAAUUGGAAAUGUUAAAAUAAAAUUAUUUAAAUAACUGUAUUAUAACAGUGACUUUAAAUCUAGUAAAAUUGAAUGCUUUUAUUACAGUAUUAACACAACAAUGUAUUUCAAUCAUCAAGGCACAUAGUACAGUCUUAACUCAUCACUGUAUUUAAAUCAAGUUGAAACACUUAAUGGAUAAUUGUUUAUAGAAAAUUUAGUCUUUUCCUUUUCACUUGCCCACAAGAAUAAUCAUACAUAUCUAUUUUAGUUUCUAAUAACCCAUCAAUUUUAUGUAGUCAUUUUAAAAUAUUAGAAAUUUUGUAGGAUUACAUUGCCAGUCAAUUAUAUAUAUAUAUAUUUAAUAAGCGUUAUACUCAGGCCCAUAUAUAUUUAGAUGUGUUAACAUUUGAUUCAUUUACAAGACAUUCUCAGCAUCUGUGAUACCAAAGUGAAACGUUAUUUUAUAAUUAUUGACAUGAACUUAAUAAAAUUAUUAUUAUACACUU